Molecule: messenger RNA, 1622 nt
Organism: Gossypium raimondii (Peruvian cotton)
Lineage: Eukaryota; Viridiplantae; Streptophyta; Magnoliopsida; Malvales; Malvaceae
Exons: 2
Coding region: 102-1355 (417 amino acids)
Source: RefSeq, a predicted model, not a curated record
CUGUACUCUUUUUUUUUUUUCCCUCUAAGAAUAUUUGAGAGAAAAUCAAUGAUUUUUUUUCUCUACCGAGCUCUAAAUUGAAAAAACAAAAAAAGUGAGAUAUGAAGGGUCGAUCUUCCAAGCAUGAAACAAAAGAAGGAAUGGAAAUUGAUCAAAUUAGUAAACUCAAAGAAGAGCCUCAUCUGUCUGGUGCUUAUAUCCGUAGUCUUGUUAAACAACUCACCUCUACUAGAACCAAAACCCAACCCAUGAACCUUCCCAAAGAACCUGACGACGGUUUCAAUGGCCAAAACUCGGCCAAAUUCAGUGAUGGUUUUAGUGAAACACCGCCACAAACGACCCACCACAAACCCCAACCUCCUCAGCAGCAUAAGAAGCAAGUGAGGAGGAGACUUCACACUAGCAGGCCUUACCAAGAAAGGUUGCUUAACAUGGCUGAGGCUAGGAGAGAAAUUGUCACUGCACUCAAGUUCCAUAGAGCUUCCAUGAAACAUGCAAAUGAACAACAACAACAACAAACCCAACAACAAGAACAGCAAUUAUCACAUGCCUCUCAUCUUUCAUCACCACCACCUUUUGAACAAGAAUCAAAGACAAAGUCUAGGAGAAAUCCUAGGAUAUACCCAGCAAGCACAAACAACUUGUCUCCUUAUAAUCUAGACAGUUUUUCAUGUUCAUCUUUCUCACAACAUUACCCUCCUCCUCCUCCUCCUACAAAUCCGUAUUCAUGGCCUGCUUCUCUUCAAUCUCCUCUUCCAUCUCCCACAGAUGCUAUCAACUUCACUCUGCCAAACCAACCAUUAGGCCUAAACCUCAACUUUCAUGAUUUCAACACCAUAGACACCAACCUUUACUAUAACACCAACAACCCAUCAAUUUAUUCAUCAUCAUCUCCAACAUCUUCAUCUUCUCCAACUCUAUCCGUUGUAACCGAAGAAGUUCCUUCAGUUGCACUAUCGCAUGAAGUGGGGCGGGCCGCCGAUCUAACUGAGGCCUACGGUGGGGGAGGAGGCCUGCAUCAUGCUAUGGACGAUGAGGAGAUGGCGGAGAUCAGAUCAUUAGGAGAGCAGCAUGAAAUGGAGUGGAAUGACACCAUGAAUUUGGUAACAUCAGCAUGGUGGUUCAAGUUCUUGAAGACUAUGGACCUGGGGGCACCUGAACUGAAAACUGAGGAUGAUGGUGGGUAUCAACCGUUUGAUCAAGUGAUGGAAUUCCCUGCCUGGUUGAAUGCAAAUGAUACUUGCUUGCAACACCAUUUCACUGAUCUUUGUCCUGAUGACUACUUCCGGGAUCCUGCCUUACCUUGCAUGGACAUUGGAGAGAUUGAAGGAAUAGAUGGCGAAUGGCUGGCUUAACAAGGAUUGAUUGUGUUUUAGUUUAAUCAAACCUUUUUUUGGCAUUUUAUCUCCCUUUGUUUUUCUUUUUUAAGUUCUUAUUCUCCCUACUGCUAUUCUAGAAAUCUAAAUAAUAAAGGCUUGCGAGUAUGUGAAAGGUUGGCAUGCAUCGCAGCCGAUUGAGAAAAAUACUAUUACUAUAUAUAUAUAUAUGUAUAAGCAAGAGGAGUUUGUUUUUUUCCUCUACCAAUUUUCCAAUAUCGAACAAUUUUAUAUUUCUUUUCUCAA